GUGGCUGGCAUCUAUGGUUACGACGAGCAGCCGGCAUUACGUCGUUUCACUCGCUACAGCCAUUCGAUGAUGGAAACACCGACAUUGACGCCGGCGCCAGCAUCACAACCGCCGCCGUCGUCGACGUCGACGGCGUUUUCGAAAAGCGGAAAUUGGACGUUUCGUGAUCGAAAGCAAAUGCGACCAGGUGUAAUGUCGCCUGAGGGAAUGAAAAGCUUUAUUAUUUCACUUAAACAUUCGUUUUUUAGUAACCAGUUACGAAAAAGCUGUCCAGAUCUUGAAACAGCGACCGCUUUGCCGACGCCGUCGGACAACCGAGGUCAACGACGGCGUAACCGACGAGCUAAGGAGAAGAUGAAGGAGGCGUGUUGGAGAAGGAAACCGGUUGAGGAUUGGAAUCUUGACGAUGUGCUGCUUUGGCUUCAAGCAUGUAAUCUGGACGACGUGGCUUCGUUACUCAUUGGCUACGAUCUCAGAGGGACGGACCUCCUGUCAUGGGAUCAUCAUUGUCUCUCUCAACUCGGUGUGACGAGUGCGUCGAUUCGUGAGAAAAUUCUCAGCGAGUUAGCGACAAUUCGCGAACGAGGUCCAGAAGACGUGAAAGAGAUUGAAAAGAAGACAGGACAUCGAGCAUUGUUCGACAUAGUCAGACAAAGCUCCUAUGAUCAGGUAUUAGCCGUGGAAACACCGUUAACCAAUCGUGACAUUGUCGUCACCCACGGGCAACUCGGUUGUCUUCAGAUAACGAAAGUGAACGGAGUGAAUCUUCCGCUGAGAGAAAAUGACUGUCUUCUUGAGAUCAAUGACUGUCCUGGUGAACAGUUCAAAUCAGCGUUGAUGUUGACGAAAUUGAUCAGUGAUGCGAAUGGUGCUCCGAUUCGUUUCGUUGUACUUCGUAUGAAAACCAUCGAUCGAACGAAACAUCAAGCAGCGGAGUGUCGUCAUCGCCGCGAAGUCCAAGCGAUUGAGGGAGGUCUUCUCCGUCGGCGAGAAGUGUGGUCCUGA
Messenger RNA from Angiostrongylus costaricensis, 1005 nucleotides. NCBI's taxonomy places the organism in Eukaryota, Metazoa, Nematoda, Chromadorea, Rhabditida, Metastrongylidae. The record is from the annotation of a GenBank genome assembly.